Messenger RNA from Columba livia (rock pigeon), 1218 nucleotides. RefSeq names its product sphingosine-1-phosphate receptor 4 (gene S1PR4). Gene Ontology annotation, biological process: regulation of metabolic process; adenylate cyclase-activating G protein-coupled receptor signaling pathway. The record is from RefSeq and is a predicted model, not a curated record. Lineage: Eukaryota; Metazoa; Chordata; Aves; Columbiformes; Columbidae. Gene Ontology annotation, molecular function: sphingosine-1-phosphate receptor activity. Gene Ontology annotation, cellular component: cytoplasm; plasma membrane. The transcript has a single exon. The coding region runs from base 1 to 1218 and encodes 405 amino acids.
AUGGAUGGUCCAGAGCCGAGCUGGCUGGUGAAUCACUCGCUUCCCUUUCCACUGGGCUCUGCUCAAUAUUCUGAGCUCAGACUUGACAGGAAGGGCUCCUGCCUGCAGCUCACUGCCAUGAGGAAUGUGAACAUCAUCCUGCAGCACUACAACUUCACAGGCAAGCUGACCAACCGGCACUCCGGGGACGAGGGCAUGGGUCUCAUCCGCACCACCUUUGUCAUCGUCAGCUGCUCCAUCAUCCUGGAGAACCUGCUGGUGCUGCUGGCCAUCCUGCGCUGCCUGCGGGCCCGCCGCUGGGUCUACUCCUGCAUUGCCAGCAUCACCGUGAGCGACCUGCUCGCAGGGAUCGCCUACCUUUCUAAUCUCUGCCUCUCGGGCAAGAAGACCUUCCAGCUCUCACCUCAGCUCUGGUUCCUGCGGGAAGGCAUCCUCUUCGUCGCGCUGGCUGCCUCCACCUUCAGCUUGCUGGUGACGGCCAUCGAGCGCUACAGUGCCAUGGUGAGGCCGAUCGCUGAGAACGAAGCCAGCAAGACCCUGCGCUUACGGGGCCUGAUCGUGUCCUGCUGGCUGCUGGCCUUGGUCAUCGGGCUGCUGCCGCUGCUGGGCUGGAACUGCCUCUGCGACUUCAACGCCUGCUCCGUCCUCCUGCCUCUCUAUGCCAAGAACUACAUCCUUUUCUCCGUAGUCAUGUUCAGCAUCAUCCUCCUGGGGAUCAUCGGCCUUUAUAUCUCCAUCUUCCAGCUGGUCCAGGCCAGUUCUAAGCAAACCAGCUCUCGGCACAGCCGCAAACGGUCCCUGCGCUUGCUCAAGACUGUGCUGAUGAUCCUGGGCGCCUUCAUUAUCUGCUGGAGCCCCCUCUUUGUCCUGUUGCUCUUUGAUGUCUUCUGUGAGACCCAGACCUGCAAACACCUGCACAGCCUGGACUGGACCUUGGCUCUGGCCAUGCUCAACUCAGCCAUCAACCCCGUCAUUUACUCUCUGCGGAGCGUGGAGGUUCGUCGGGCCGUGGGGAGCCUGCUGUGCUGCUGCUGUGUCAGGGUCGGGCUUUGCAAGGCCGGGAGCUGCGUGGUCAUCACGGACAUCAACUCCGGCUCGUCCACAGAGAGCUCCCUGCGCUACCGCGAGAGCUUCCGCAGCUCGGUGGCGCUGAACGCCCGGCCCAGGGCUCCUCUCUCCAGCAACUCCAGCAUGAUGAGCAACCUCCCCAGCCUCUGA